Molecule: messenger RNA, 924 nt
Organism: Aspergillus affinis
Lineage: Eukaryota; Fungi; Ascomycota; Eurotiomycetes; Eurotiales; Aspergillaceae
Product: DUF2011 domain-containing protein
Exons: 3
Coding region: 1-924 (307 amino acids)
Source: RefSeq, a predicted model, not a curated record
AUGUUCGAUCUCCCGAACGCAAAACGCGUUCGUCGCGAAGACAUCCUCUCCCGCGCCUCGUCAACCUCCCGAUCGCCCUCCCCGCAACCAGAGUCCGCGAAUCCCGACGCGCAGCAACGUCUCGCCGAACUGCUAAACCUUGACACGUUCAUCGCAGACCAACCAGAGCCCACCGGACAAGACACCCAUCCCAACCAAGAAGGCGUCCUGAGCAAAGGAGAAGGAGAAGCAGGGGAGGAGGAAGAACAAGAGUUCGAGUUCCGACUGUUCAGCGCGCCGGCAGCGCCUAAAACGCAAGCGCAAGCGGAAACGACCAACGGUGCCGCCGAUGGAAACGACGAUAAAGCCCCCGGGGCUCAGAAACUGCGCAUCAGGCUGCGGUCUCCGACUCCGGAGACCGGGGAGGGGCGCUUCGUGAAUCCGUUUCGGGGAUGGGGGUACUAUUUCUCGACGCCGACGUUGUCGGGCUUGAAGGUGGACGAGGACCCGCAGUUGGACGCGAGGAAGAAGCAGUUUGCCGAUGUGGCGGUGUCCGGGGAUGAUAUGUUGGCGUGGGCUCGGGUUUCAUGGCCUGGAUGUCAUCUGCCAUGGCGAGUCAUUCGCUUGAACAGACAGCAUACGAAACUCCCGAAGGAGUCGAACGAUGCCAACAUUAUCGCAUACAACGCGGAAAGCGAUACCAAGACACCCAAAUCCCACAAGAAGCCGGGUAAGAAGCGGCGUCUACAGCUGCGCAAGCGCGUCAAGGCCGCGGAGCAGGCGAAGGAAUCAGAGGCGGAAAAACGGAACCGCAAGAACCGCGAGAGGAAGAUCAAAAGGAGACAGAAAGCCAGAGAAAUCAAAGCUGCGACGGCGGCGGCCACAGGCCAGCCUCUACCCGUUGAGAUGGACGAAGACGUAUCCUCGCAGGAAGAAGACAAUUAG